Sinocyclocheilus rhinocerous is the source of this 351-nucleotide messenger RNA. RefSeq names its product GTP-binding protein Rheb. Gene Ontology annotation, biological process: signal transduction. The record is from RefSeq and is a predicted model, not a curated record. Bases 1 to 351 code for a protein of 116 amino acids. Lineage: Eukaryota; Metazoa; Chordata; Actinopteri; Cypriniformes; Cyprinidae. Gene Ontology annotation, cellular component: membrane. Gene Ontology annotation, molecular function: GTPase activity; GTP binding. The transcript has 6 exons.
AUGUUGUGGAACAGUUUGCCGCAGCCGAAAUCGCGAAAGAUCGCCGUCCUGGGCUACAGAUCCGUCGGGAAAUCCUCCUUGACAAUACAGUUUGUGGAAGGCCAGUUUGUCGACUCCUACGACCCCACGAUUGAAAACACAUUUACGAAAAUGAUCACAGUGAACGGUCAGGAGUAUCACCUGCAGCUGGUCGACACAGCGGGACAGGACGAAUACUCUAUUUUCCCGCAGACGUACUCCAUAGAUAUCAACGGCUACAUUCUGGUGUAUUCAGUCACCUCAAAUAAAAGUUUUGAAGUAGUAAAAGUUAUCCAUGAAAAGCUGUUGGAUAUGGUGGGAAAAGUACAGUAA